Messenger RNA from Strongylocentrotus purpuratus (purple sea urchin), 4437 nucleotides. Its product is annotated as F-box/LRR-repeat protein 2. Gene Ontology annotation, cellular component: SCF ubiquitin ligase complex. NCBI's taxonomy places the organism in Eukaryota, Metazoa, Echinodermata, Echinoidea, Camarodonta, Strongylocentrotidae. Gene Ontology annotation, biological process: SCF-dependent proteasomal ubiquitin-dependent protein catabolic process. Bases 154 to 1797 code for a protein of 547 amino acids. The record is from RefSeq and is a predicted model, not a curated record. The transcript has 11 exons.
UAGACACGGUAUUUCCUAUUAUAAAUACAACGCGCAAAUGGCGCUGUGGUGUUAGUGUGAACAAGAGGCAAACGAAAAUCUAGCAGACGUCGUCGUAGAGAUAAUCAUUUCAGUCGAUCAUAAGGUAAAAUCCAUAUCAAGCAAAUCAUAAAGAUGGUCAAGCAACUGAUGGACAUGUGUUUGGGCUGCAUAGCCCAGAACCUUCACGCAAUCAGCAACGUCGGCAAACACCUUCCCACAUUGCACAAAGAGAAAAUACUCCAGUGGGUCGUGGAUCAUAACAUGCUGACGACAGAAUACGUUCCACAUGUCACGUAUCAUCUCUUCUCUCCCGCACUGAGGUCCAUCUCGUUCAACGAUUGUGAUCAGAUCACAGAUAAGCUUCUCAUACAGCUUGAUGCAUGCAAGUGUGUUCUGGAGAGUAUCACAAUUGACGGGUGUAAAGUGACAGAUGUUGGUGUAUCAGCCUUACUGAGUCAUCAGGUUGAACUGCAGACCCUGGUCCUGAAGGAACUAUCUGAGCUGACAGGGACAGGGUUAGAAGUCCUUAGGUCGAGAAAGUUAAAAGAAGUGGAACUCUUCCAGUGUAUUAACAUUACCAACAAAAGCCUAGUAGCACUUGUGACAAGAAAUCCAACGAUAGCAAGACUGAAUCUAUGUUCAUGCUAUAAGCUGACACACGAAAUCAUCCCUACAAUAGCAGUAACACUCGCAAAUGAACUUGAGCAUUUAGACCUUAGCAGCAUUCACACAAUAGAUAAUAAUGAUCUGGUUGUAUUAUCACAGCACUGCAAAAUCUUAAAAGGGAUUGUACUUCAUGGCUGUAAUAGAAUAACCAGUGCAGGGGUGAUGGCGCUGAGUAAAGAAUGCACCAAGCUCCAGCUCCUAGAUGUCUCCUUCUGCUACAAGCUCCAGGAGAGCUCGAGCAAGGACUUCCUGAAAGAGCUACCUGUAAGUCUCAAGAACCUUGUCCUUUCAGGGCUCCAGCUGGAGGGUGGAGAUAUCCACACAGCCGUCGCAAGGUUACCAAAGCUGGAGACUCUCAGACUCUGCGGGAUAAACUCCAUCCCUGAAGAGGAUGCCAUAAAGAUUUUCGAGACGGUUGGGCCGCAGCUGAUAUGCUUGGAUAUGACUGGCUGCCAUCAGAUCAUGACUGAUGAUAUCCUGAGGCUUAUCGUCAAGAACUGUAAAGUCUUAGAAGAUCUCUGUCUGGCAUUCUGUAUGAAAUUGACUGGUGAGCCGCUGAGGAUGCUGUUCAGAGAUCAAGAGAGGUCUAGCAACCUGACACUACUCAGGAUGAGCGGAUGCAAAGAUUUGUACCAUGAUAUCUUGCUAGAUAUGAGUAAAGCAUGUGUGAACCUGAACAAGCUUUACAUGGCGGGAAUCAAGAGCGUUGAUGACACUUUGCUCUUCUCCAUAGCAAACCACAUGCCUCAUCUGAAGAACAUCUCACUCAAAAGCUGUGUUGGUUCUUCUGCUGAUCAGGUGACGGAUAACGGCGUCGUUGAACUGACAAGAUGCUGCCCUCUAGAGGAUAUCUGCCUCGCUGGAAUCCACAACAUCACAGAUAAGAGUAUAUUUGCUCUCGCCAAUAACUGCCCUGAUCUCAAGACUCUGUUUGUAUCAGGCUGCAGUAAGGUUACAACGCAAGCAACAAACUACCUACAAGAUGUUUGUAAUGACAAGGUAUACGUCUACCAUCGCCUUCCCAACGCCAAUCCAAAUCUUGUCAUGGCCAAGAAUCUUGACACCGGUGAUUUCUGUCAGAUUGAUCAGACAAAAUGGUCUAUGAUGUAACCAUAGCAACAAUGAUUUCUAUCUGAUGUCUUUCUCAUGUCAUCAACCAAGAUAGAUCUUUGUCUUCAUCUCAAAAUAUUUGGCAAGUUCAUCAUUUGACAGAGCAUACUUAAAUAGUAACUGAAAUAGUGUAGAUCUCGUUACACAGUGACUCCUUAAUAUACAGUUGUAUAAUAUUUUAACCUAUGAAGUGGGCAAACCUCAUCGUCCCUUAAUGAUAGUUAUCAGAUUCCCCAACCAUUGAGAAUCAAUUCAUACAAUGUGGAAAUAUGAUAAAUAGUUUAAACAUUUUGAAAUGUAUUCAUUCAGGUAUAUGGUUAUAUGGUUAUUGCCUCAAAAUAAAAAUCUUGUUAAUUUGCGAAUUGAUAGCAGGGAUAUGUCAUUCAGAUAAGAUAUGCUACACAACAACAAUCCUACUCAUGAUAUUUGAGUAAUUCAGGGUAAAGGCCAUACAAAGAAAAGUGACAUUUUGGGAACUGUUUAGAUUAAUUGCAAACAGUAGCACAUAAUCUAGAAUAGUUUUAUACUUUGAUCUCACCGAGAUAGCAGCUGCAAAAUCAUGUGUGCUACAAGUAAUUGCAUGUUACGUGUAUUUUUGAUAAACGCUGGUGGACUGGACUGAAAUUUGAUUCAGGGAUUCCUAUGCGACAUGCCCACUUUAAGAUACAUAUCAACCAACCCUUAGAUAAAAUAGACUGGCCCUCAAGCCUAAAUAUCGAAAACUUCAGAAGCUUCCCUGAUCCACUAUACCCCUGUGCUUAACGUAUGGGCAAUGAUGGUAUAUUAAUAGAAUAUUAUAGAGAAGUGACUUUAUAAUUCAAUCAUUCUCAUUAUUCACAAGUGGAUAUAUAAUUAGAUGACCAUACUUUUGCACAAUAGAAUCAUUACUGCCAUCUUGGAAAUGCUUCCACAUGUUUAUGUACCUCAGGGUAGAUAAUCAAAACUCCAUUUGUAAGAAAACGUUUACAUCUCCACUCCAAAAUGGAUUGAAAAUGCCCUAAACCUAGGUUUCAUUUGUGGAAAAGGGUCCACUUAAUGUACCUCAAUGUCCCAUGUUUAUACACUCUUUGUGGCAUUAUUCCAGAAAUUGUUGAUAUUUGAUAUUAGAAUUUGAUACAUCUAGAACUAAUGGAGAACCUUAUAAACAUUUCCGUUAAGUGCAAUUUCUCUUUUUAAUAAAAGUGAAGAGCAUCAUUUUCAUUCCUUGUACUUAAUCUUUUUAUAAAUGGUUGUUACUUUAUCAAAUAUAUAUUCAUAGUUUGUCAAGUGAAUAUUAUUGUAAUUGCAUACACCCAUUUAUAUGGAUUGGUAACAUUCUUAUCGUUAUAUCAAUUAAUAUAAGAUUUUUAGGAUCACAUACAUGUACCGUAGUCAAGAAUCACAGGUCAAUUUACAUGGAAAUGAAUGUACUUUGUGUCAGUGAGUGCAGUAUAUACAUGACCCCUGUCUCGACCUUGUUCAACAUGAAUUACUAUUUUAUGUUCCAAUUUGAUUUACAUGUAGAAGCCACAAUUUCUUGUUCAGCUUCACAUUUAAUGCAAAGGAUACGUUUUUAAAGAGUAGAUGCAAGGAAUAUUUUUGCUAUCACGUGUAUUUGUGCAUUUAAUGCCUUCAUUUUAAGUUAGUGAAUGACUUUGAAACAAUGGUGGUCAGGAAUUUGUGCAUGUAUAGUAAAUUCAUCUACUAGUCUUGUUAACAAAUACAUUUGCUCUUAGUUGAUGUUAUAUGCUGAUGGCCCAUUCAGAGGUCUCUUAGGAGAAUAUGUUUAGCACUCUAGAGUCUAGACUACAUGUAUUAGGAAUCCCCCUGAUAAUGCCCUUUAACCAAGCUAUAGACAAUGCAUAUCUUGACAUAAAGUAGUGCUUACAUGUUUUCUUUUGUUUUCUCUCAAAAGAUUUCAUAUGUAUUUGCCAAGGUUCCUAUGACCAUGUAUGUAUCUGGCAUCGCGUACUUAAAAGCCAAUUAAUGGUUUUAUCUGCCCUAAAAGGUUUGUCAUUAGAUUUCUUUCAUUUUGAUUUUCGUUGAUAAAUAGCAAAAUCUAUUAAUUUUAAGCUCAUAUAAAGAUUUUUUCUUCUUCAAGUGGGAUAUGAUACUAAUGAGAGGUGAAAAGUAAUGUAUAGCCGAUCCAGGACAUUAGUUCUAACAUGCAACCGAUUUAUGUAAACCUAAAAGAGCACUGCGUGCAUGAUGUUUAGAAACCUCUGUGAGCUUGCAGUUGAAACAUUUGUAAUUCCAUUUUCCUAUUUUCUAUAAAUUUCAUAUUAUGAUAUAGACCUUAAGUUAUAACACAAGUGAAACCCUCAAUAUUAUAUAAUGCUUAUUAAUCAUUGAUGGUGAUGAUUUUGGUGAUGAUAAUGAUGCAAUGACGACGUAUAUUACAGAAUCAUUGAAUGAUUUCUACAUUCUGCACACAGAUAAACAAGACUUUGUACUGAUUUUAUAUAUUCAAAUGUGUAUUUUAUAUACAAAUUUUAUUAAUACGUGUUGUAAGAAUUAGUUUAUGAACUUUUCUUUUGUUUUUUUUCAGCUUUAACUUUAACAGUAUUAUGAGUUGUGUAUGUAGAAACCAUUAGCAAGGUAUAACUUUGCAUGUAUUAUAGUCUUUCAUGGAUAAAAUAAAUCAUAUUCUAUAGCAUAUUG